GUGUGUGCUCAAACAAUCUAAUCUUAAUCAAUUAAAAAUUAUAAAUACAGGGUUCUUGUGAUGCAAUAAUAUUGUGAUAUUAAUUAAAAAAAAAAACAAUCUCAAAUGCUUACAACUUAGAACUGAAUUUUAAAAUUGAUGGGUGUGUGUGUGUUUUUUUUAAAAUUGCACCGGAAAUGUAUAGCACUAGAGGUUACGUCUAAAAUAAAAUAAAAUGCCUAAACGCAUUCCGUUUCACGUUGUCUAUGCUACAAGUGAAGACAGUUGUUACCCGGCCUGUGAGCUGAAUGCCCAAGGUCCUGCGGCUCGGGGCUGGCGCAGCGAUGGCCCUCCGCCCCACGAACUUCUAUUGCGGCUCACCAGUGUCACAAACGUGCACAAGCUACAGUUGUUGGCACACCAUCAGCUCAUACCGGCUUGCGUGGAAGUGCUAGUAUCAGGAGGGUUGGUCUCCGAAGGAGCUGCAACACCAUGCGGGGCGACUUACACGAGCGUCGGGAAGGUGACCCUCGCGAAACCGGCACCUCAGGCCAGGACCAGAGAACUCAGGUCUGCGGCCCUUCCAGAGCCAACGAUAGCAAGAUUCGUGAAGCUUAAAUUGUCUGGACCUCAUCCCCCAGCUAAAGAGACUGAUCAGAUAGCGCUAAUGGCUGUGAAUGUUCUGGGCGAAAUCGUAGAGUGCCCAGAGAAAGCUCAGACGGUAAUCAAAACCGAGACUCUAUACUCACCGUACGAUGAUCUGGCCUUUGUUAUGUACGUGGACAAUGAAAUAGCCGAUCUCAUCAGGAGUUUGGAUGAGAAGAAGAAAACGGCUGUUACAGAAGAACGUUUUGAAUACGCCCGUCGGCUGAAGUCCGCCGGGGCAGCCCUAGCAGCCGCCGGCAUACGAAUCGGUCGCUGGAGACUGCGCAAGAGGACCGCAGCCGUCAGAGAUGACUUUGAGCUGGCUCGACGGAUGAGAGACAGGAUCGCUGAUGCUCUAACUGGAGUGAAAGAAGAUCCGCAGCUCUGCAGAUUGUUUGAAGAGGAUGGGGUAGAUCCCCGCAAUGACUCGUCGAUGCCUCAGGAGUACGAUUUCUCGCACCACCUCUCCCCAUCCGUGGCUGCAGGCUCUCUAAGCUUGGAUAUACCGUCUCCGGUUCCUCCGAUACAUCAAGAAACCGAUGAGAUUGAUUUUAUCAAUGGCAACGACGAAGAUCAGAUAGAACAAGCUCAAAAGUCCCCAGUAUAUCUUCUAGAAGACGUAGAAGUACCAAGCACACAGCACUCCUCCAUACCGCACUUACAAGCCGUCCAAAAUGCACAAGAAGAGAAAUUAGAACAGAAAAAAAUCGAACAGAAGAUUGAGGAAGAUGAGACGAGAACGACUGACAGUCCACGCAGGAGCGUCACCCCGAAUGCAGCUAACGGUACCUUGGUAAGGAGGAGAAACAAGAGUGCCGGUCCCAGAUCUACCUUCGAUGCUUACGAAGAACGUCUGCUGCCGGCCCUAAGGCAUUCUCAUACCAACGAGUACCUCCGGGAGGCUCGCGAGGAGGAGGGCAGUGGGAGUAGCGCGCCUCUACCGUCGCGUGUCUCUCACAAGCUCAACGAGAGGGAGAGGAAGCAAGCAGCUCUACCUAUACUUAUUUUCGGAUACCCUCUGGUAGAGAAGUUCUUCUCCAAGAACUACUUGGACAAGGAGGAGGGUCUGAAUCGUCUCAGAGCAGAACUAACUUCGCCGUCGAACGGAAGCUCCAAGACUUCUCCGAACAAAACCGCGAGGGCGGCCGCCAUCUUGCUGCAGAGAGCUUUGAGAGAUAAAGUCUUUUCUGUGUACAGUCAGGCCAAUGAAGUUGUCAGAGUUCUGUUCAAGGAUUUCGUACCGGACAGGGUGUGUUCGGCGGAGGUGGGGCGGUGUCUGGAGAAGCUGUUGCCGGAGCUGCUGCGAGCGUGCGGGGACCCGGCACCCAGGGUGCACUCCACCGCGCAGCACACCGUCCUCACCGUGGCGGACUGCCCGCAAGUCAGAGCCCUCCACAUCAUACCUCAGCAGUUAGUCCGUCCAGUGGCGGCCUCUAUGCAUCCACGACUGGCCCUCUCCCGUCUACAGAUGCUGGAACAACUCAUACUGACCCACGGCAUAUCCACUGAUAAGAACAGCGGUCUGACUGUGCGGCGGGUGGCGGAGUGCGGCGCGGCGGGGGCGCAGCACGCGGCGGGGUCGGUGCGCGCGGCGGCGGAGCGCAUCCUCCUCGCCGCCUACUCGCGCUCCCCGCGGCUGGUGCGCGCGCAACUGCCGCCCGACGACAACGUCACGCGACGGAACCUCAUCUACCGGCAUCUGUUCCAGCAGUUCGACAAGAUUGAUAUGCAGAGGAUUCUAAACCAGGCACCGACAGAAGAACAAAUACUGACGGACCAAACAAUCGAUAAAGAAGAUACAACGAGCAUCACUCCGUCUAGUAGAAGCGCAACUAGCGGAAUGACCAACUCCCUAGGAAUGACGUCAUCGAUCGGAGCUACUUCCUCGUACAGCCUCAAGUCCAUGGCGUCCAAUGCUAGCGGCAGUACGCUGGCUCCAUCUAGCGUCAGCGGUAGUUAUACCAACAAAGUAAGGAGCAGCCUUAAAAAGUCGCCAACGAAAAGAUACGCUCCCAGUCGAUUGACGUCCAAAGACUCUUGUAGUUCUCCAGGCUAUAAUAAAUUGAGGCUGGAUAGCGCAGUCAGUCCGAAGCACUCACCGCGGUCAUCAGCCUCCGUUGCCGAAAAGGUGCAUUUCCAAGAAAAUUCAAGUCUGAACGCGACGGACAGCCAAAGUCAAGUUGUCUACCGUCGGACCAAUCGGAACGCAGAGAAUCGACACUCGAUGAUCCAUUACGACCACGAACCGUCCAAACUUCAGCUUAAAGAGCGACCCAUCACGGUUUACGAGCCGCUGCAUUUGGACUACAGAGAUUCGCCCAGCUUAGGAUCUCCCAAAACAUCCNAGGUCAUUUUCCAUCCUCGCUCAUGGAGAGUGAGAGCAGAAGCCCUUGAGUCCCACUAUUGGAGGCGCUGCGUGGUGCUAGCGCGUUGCCCACAUUGUAGAGUCGCGUUGGAAGCUAGGACUCUACACAAUCAUUUGUUGGAGGAGUGCACAAUCAGCGAGGGCAGCUGGAAGGUUUGUCAGAAAUGUGGCGCCGCGUUGAGGGUAGAAGACAGUGACUAUCAUGUUAAUUGUUACCCGCUUGGCAUGGACGAGUGGAAAUGCCCGUACUGCCUCACGAACGUGCUGGCCCGGGAUCUGCCCUGGCAACGGCAUCUUAUGCAGUGUCCCAGGAAUCCACGGCUCGCUAACACUUCUUAA
Bombyx mandarina (wild silkworm) is the source of this 3328-nucleotide messenger RNA. Its product is annotated as centrosomal protein of 104 kDa. Gene Ontology annotation, cellular component: cilium. NCBI's taxonomy places the organism in Eukaryota, Metazoa, Arthropoda, Insecta, Lepidoptera, Bombycidae. The record is from RefSeq and is a predicted model, not a curated record.